Molecule: messenger RNA, 1470 nt
Organism: Formica exsecta
Lineage: Eukaryota; Metazoa; Arthropoda; Insecta; Hymenoptera; Formicidae
Product: sperm-associated antigen 7 homolog
Exons: 5
Coding region: 430-1128 (232 amino acids)
Molecular function (GO): nucleic acid binding
Source: RefSeq, a predicted model, not a curated record
UUAUCCAAAUUCGAAUCUCGGAGCAAACAUCUUCCGAAUCUCUCCUAAUAUCGAAAAGUUGGUCGCGAAAUUUGGAUAUAUAACUCACUUUACUAUGAAUUAUGUUUUUCUGGUGACACAGCUGAUUUUUAGAGAGCGCAUAAUUCCGCGCCUACUUUGGAAUUUCGAUCGUAUUAUUUUCAACAGAUCAUAUUUUUGCAAUUGGUGCAAAUUUUUAAAACACGAACGAUACGACAUCUAGCUAUUAGUUUACCAUAGAUUUGGAAAAGUAACUAUACAAAAUAAAUUGCCUUUCUCUCCGAUGUGAUUUAGUGUAAUUUUACCGAACAUACUUGUGUUUAUAUACGACUGAUGGUUUUUGUGGUCUGAGAAUUUGUUCGUGACCUCCUCUUCCUGAUAUCGACAAGACUGAACAAAAUCGUCAAGAUCAUGGAUUUAUUGGGUUCCAUUCUAAAAUCCAUGGAUAAACCACCAUCAGUGAACGACAAGCAGAAGGCGCUCAUGAAAAAACAGCAAGAGGAAUAUCAGAAACGUCAGAGGGCCGAGGCGGAAAAGUUAAAAGUCUUUCGACAAAAGAUUGAAGAAGAAAUUAAUAAGUUUCUACAGGAUGACAAUAUGAAAGAACACAAAUUUUCUGCCAUGGACCAGAUACACAGGAGCAUUGUUCAUGACGUAGCAGAAGUGGCAAGUGUUUUGGCAUAUUCCUUUGGCGAAGAAGGUGUCGACCGGUAUAUUAUGAUCUUUAAGAGGGAAUAUGCGCCUUCGGAGGAUCAAUUAAAUACAUUACGCAAAGGUGAAGAGUGGAAUGAGGAAGUCGCGAAAAAGUUAAAGAAAGAAAGAGAGAAUAAAGCCAAAGAGGAAGCAGAGUAUUCAAAAUCUAGAAAACGAAAGGAGAAUUUUGUGCCUAACAGCUUCUACAAAGAUAAAUAUCAACAUCUGAUUGGCAAGGAAGCUGCUCUCGAAGCUGCUAGAAAAACAGAAGCCAAUAGCAGUUAUGGAUGUGUUCCUAGUGAAAACAAAAAGGACCAAAGAAGUAUAGAACAAACUCUUGCUGACAUACGUGCUAAGAAAAGGAAAUUGGAAACGAAUAACAAAACUAGCAGUUGCAGCGACAACAGUACAAAAUAGUGCUAUUAUAUAAAUAAUCAUAGGUAUACAUAAAUUAUCUAUAUCCAAUUGAUUGUAAAUAAUACAACACAUUAGAUGUUACAGUGUUAUUACAGAUUAUUACAUUAUAUGCAUACCUAGAGAAAUCGCAUAUGGUAACCUAUUUUAUUAAAUUUCCGAAUUUACUUGUUCGUUCAAGCAUCUUACGAGUUCUAUAAUGGCAUUACAAUUAAUGUAUAUCUGCAUUAGAAGUGAAGCAACAAAUCACUUCUAUUUCAUCUCAUUAUGAUACAUGUAUCUACUACAUUUAAGAAACUCGAUUUCAUAUGUACAAUAUAAUACAUCAAUCCACACAUUACAUAC